GCAUGCUGUGGCUCAGCACUAAAUAUAGAGAAGAUGUCGACCAACGAGGACUAUGACUGCAUAGUGAUCGGGGCUGGAGUCCAGGGAUCCUUCACAGCCUAUCAAUUGGCAAAAAAGAACCAAAGGACUCUGCUGCUGGAGCAGUUUGUCCUGCCCCACACCCGAGGAAGCUCCCAUGGCCAGACUCGCAUCAUCCGCAAGGCCUACCAGCAGGAUUUCUACACCCACAUGAUGGAAGAGUGCUAUGAGCUUUGGGCCCAGCUGGAGAGGGAGGCGGGUGUAAAACUGUACAGACAAACAGGGCUCCUGGUGAUGGGACCAGAGGAAAGUCAGAGUUACCAGAUGAUUAAGAACACGCUGCAAAAACACAAGGUUUCUAUUGCAAUCCUGAACUCUGACAACUUCUCCCAGCAUAUCCCCAAUGUCAACCUGGCUCUAGGAGAUGGCGCAAUGGUGGACAUAACCGCUGGAGUUCUGUAUGCUGACCGUGCACUCCAUACUGUACAGAGGCAGUUCGAGAAGUUGGGUGGGGUCAUUAGAGACAAUGAACAGGUAACCAACGUCAAGCCUGGCCCAGUUGUGACAGUGACUACCUCUGCCGGUGUGUAUCGAGCCAAGAGUGUGGUGUUCACCGCUGGACCUUGGGCUAACAGACUGCUGGCCCACACUGGCUUAGAGUUGCCACUCACGGUGGUGAAAAUCAACGUGUGUUACUGGAAAGAGAAGGUUCCAGGAUCAUACAAUGUGAAGCAGCGCUUUCCCUGCUUCUUGCUGACUGAGUUUGAGGAGACCAAAGUGGAAAUCUACGGCCUCCCGUCUAACGAGUACCCGGGCCUAAUGAAGAUAUGCUACCAUGGGGGGAGUGAGACGGACCCAGACCAGAGAGACAAGCCGACAAACCGGUCCGAUAUAGACAUCCUCCAACGCUGCGUUGCCCGCUGUUUUCCGGGCCUGGUCCCUGAACCUGCUGUGGUGGAGAGUUGCUUGUACACCCUCACGCCAGACCAUCAUUUUGUGUUGGACUGUCACCCGUCCCACAGCAACAUUGUAUUCGGAGCUGGAUUCUCAGGCCAUGGCUUCAAGUUCGGACCAAUAAUUGGAAAACUACUCUCUGAGCUUGUCCUGGGAGAAGUGCCCUCCUAUGACCUUUCACCUUUUCGAAUCAGACGUUUCCAGGAUAACACCAAAUCAGCAUUAUAGAGCUGGGGCUGGAUACCAAGGGCAUCAACAGAUCACCCAAAGUCUUAUUUCAUUGUGGCAGAUGUAUGAUUUAAUAUUGUCAUGUCAAUUCAGCCCUGUUGUUAAACACAACCACACCACUGUCCUCCCCUUCAUUUGAUCUAUGUGUAUUGUCAGUUUCACAUGGUGUAAUCGUCUUUCUAGCUGUGGUGGGUCAUCAAAAUCAGUGUAUACACACAGAGACAUCUUUAUUCUAUGCCAAAAUAGUCUUAAAGGACUAGUAAACAGGUUUAUUGGCAGAUGUCACUAACUGGCAGAAUGCGGUCCGGAUCCGGACAAAGAACCUCUUCACAUUUUAGUUGAAGACCCCUUGCUCUCUACUGUACUGAUUGAUUGUUGAAGCAAACCGCCAAGACUUGAUGAGCAGUAAAACUUUCUGAUGUUAAACUUUUCUUAUAAGUACCAAGUUCAUUGUACCCCUCAAAGUCAAUUGUCUGGUUAUUUGGUUUCUCUGGAUGGAAUUGCUCUGGUAUCCAACACCAACGUGAAGAAUCUUUGAAGUCUCUUCAACCAGGAUGUGUCCUUUAAUCCUCAGAUAAAACAGACUUCAAGAACUGCCCUGUUUCCCUUAUGUAAUGUAUAAGAAAUUUGGCACUUCUUUUCUGAAAAUGAUUGAGAACUGCAUUUUUGAUUUUGUGAUUUAUAAAGUGAGAUGAAUUGAAUUGCAUAAAGGGUCCUGUUUGCAGUGACUGCGUAACCGUAGUAAGGGUGUAUGUUUUGACCUAGUCUGAGAUGUAGUAUCAGUACAUACUGCGAAAUACAUAAUUAGCUGCACUUUACACAUGCCAUCCCAUCUCUUUAUGGGAAAUUCCCACUUUCCCCUUAACCCCAUAAAUGCAUAUGAAUGACACGGAAAAGCGCAAUUUGCCAUUUUUAGUUUCCGCCACCGGCAGUCUGCUCUUUUACCUCAGUGCGGCUUGUUUGUACAUACUGUUCCUCCACAGAAGGUGAAUCAGUUUGGUCCUGAUGUUCGUGGAGGGGCUCCCGGCCCGGACGGCGGCGUGGGUCUGGUAUCACCGCCCACCGACACUGGAGGCAGCCGUCACCCUGGCAGAGGACCACCUGCCAGGAGUGCUGGAGGUGCGGGCGGCCCGGCCACCUACGGAAGAAACAAUAAAAACCUAUUG
Pungitius pungitius (ninespine stickleback) is the source of this 2366-nucleotide messenger RNA. RefSeq names its product pipecolic acid oxidase (gene pipox). The transcript has 8 exons. Bases 34 to 1200 code for a protein of 388 amino acids. Gene Ontology annotation, molecular function: sarcosine oxidase activity; flavin adenine dinucleotide binding; L-pipecolate oxidase activity. Gene Ontology annotation, cellular component: peroxisome. Lineage: Eukaryota; Metazoa; Chordata; Actinopteri; Perciformes; Gasterosteidae. The record is from RefSeq and is a predicted model, not a curated record.